This is a messenger RNA of Syzygium oleosum, 402 nucleotides long. Its product is annotated as protein ABIL3-like. The record is from RefSeq and is a predicted model, not a curated record. Lineage: Eukaryota; Viridiplantae; Streptophyta; Magnoliopsida; Myrtales; Myrtaceae. The coding region runs from base 1 to 402 and encodes 133 amino acids. The transcript has 5 exons.
AUGGAUAAUGACAGUCAAUGCACGAGGGUGAAGAUACUCUUAAACUUCAGUAUGAUGGAUGCUUCCCAGUUGCCUUCUUCAGUUUCUGCUCCUCAGGAAGCUUCCAAUUAUGAUGAGCUCUCCACGAAACAGAGCUUGAACUUUUUAGAUAGCCUGAAGGACCUGAAGGAUCUUAGGAAGCAGUUAUACUCGGCAGCUGACUAUUUGGAAUUGUCUUACGACAGACCUGAUCAGAAACAAUUAGUGGUGAACACAUUAAAAGAUUAUGCGACGAAAGCUUUCAUAGACACUGUGGAUCACUUGGGCUCCAUGACUUAUAAGGUCAACUGUCUCCUGGAUGACAAGAUUGAGGAAGCAUUUACAAUUGAGCUCAGAUUCUCUUGCGCUCUACAGAGACGCUGA